AUGGGGAGUGUGGUGGCGGAGAAGGCGACGGAGAACCUGACGGACUACGUGAUGUCGAAGGGGGCGGUGCUGGGGCUGAUGCGGUCCGCGAGCUUGCAGCUCGGGAAGCACGGGAUUCGGGUGAACAGCGUGUCGCCCGGCGUGAUACAAACAGCGCUCGCCGAAAAAAACGGGAUUUCGGCCGAGUAUAUGGAGAAGCGUAUCGGGCGCUACAGGAGCUUGAAAGGGGCAACGCUCGCGGCCGAGCACGUGGCCGACGCGGUGGCGUUUCUGGCUUCGGAUGAGGCGGCGUUGCUCACCGGAGUUGAUUUGGCGGUGGAUAGCGGGACGAUUGCCAUGCCAUUCCUUUGA
This is a messenger RNA of Salvia hispanica, 351 nucleotides long. NCBI's taxonomy places the organism in Eukaryota, Viridiplantae, Streptophyta, Magnoliopsida, Lamiales, Lamiaceae. The record is from RefSeq and is a predicted model, not a curated record.